GACAGCACAUAUACAUACGAUCAACUUCCUUCCUUUUUUUCCUUCUCGCCCUCUUCAUUCCUUUCUCUUUCCCACCCAACCCGAUCUCGCAGGAUCCGUCUGAUCGAUCCCUCCUUGUCAAAACGCCGAUUCUUUACAGGAAACAACAUCGCCAGUCAGUCAAUUAGGCCAGACAGGACGGAUCCUUGUGUUGUCGUAUAUUUACCCGCCGUUUUACUCAACGCGCCACCACCACUACAGGAUCUCUCUCAUUCCACCCCACCCAAUACUUGGUUAACUCCCUCAGGACCAGCAUAUCUCAGAUAUCAUGACUGAUAACUCAUAUCCAAUUGGCACAACUGUCUUUGCCAAGCUCAAAGGCUACCCUUGGUGGCCAGCUCGUAUUGAGAACGAGGAUGAUUUGCCAGAAAACGUCAGCAGUAAAAAGCCAAAACAGAGGCCCAUUUGGCCCGUGUUCUUUUUCGGCUCUUAUGACUAUGGUUGGUUCGGAACGUCGGAAUUGAAAACCUUUGAUCCAGCCUCUGCAGAAAAGGCAAAGGCAUCACUACGAAAAGGAAACGCUCUGCGAACAGCACUCAGUGAGGCUCUGGACCCCAGUCUUAUUGCGAAUAAAUUCGGCGCGCAACCGGACGAAUACGGUGAGGAGGAAGAAGAGGAGGGCUAUGAAAAUGACACUCCGGCACGCAAGAAAGCUGCUCCCAAAUCAAAGAAGACAGCCAAAGCUGAACCUGCAGGAAAGAAGAGGAGACCGAGCACGACUGAGGAUCAGGCCGUAAAACGCAAGCCAUCGAAGCGAUCUGUGCCAGCGGAUGAAGAGGAAGAUGACGAUGAGUCACCCAAGACCAAAAAGCGCGCUAGCACUAUAGCCCGCGCCCGCCUGGAGUCCGACAAAAAGAGCGUGGACGAUGAUAUUAGCGGAGCUGACACCAGCAACGGUCGGACCAGGAAAUCGGAAGAGGAUGCCGGCGACUCGGGCGAUCAUACUCGCGCCAAGAAGAAGUUGCGAAGUGGACAACCCAAUGAGCGCCUGUUGAAGCUGCGUCACAAGUUACAGAAGCUGUUGUUGGUCGAAGGACUGUCCGACGAAGUCCUUGUGCAGAAUUUGGAAAGAGCGGACCCCAUUCUUUCUGAAGUCGAGGCCUUUGAGAUUGAUCUACAAAUGCUCAAGGUUCGUGGAGAGUUGUGUGCUGUGGAGUGUUUGGUCAGCAGUGAAAGAGGAACGUAUAUCUCUAAUCAAGGAUCUUAAUUUUGAUUUUUUUUCUUAUCUAAUAGGAUACUAAGAUUGGACGGCUG
Messenger RNA from Gamsiella multidivaricata, 1293 nucleotides. RefSeq lists its product as uncharacterized. Gene Ontology annotation, molecular function: double-stranded DNA binding; transcription coregulator activity. Bases 308 to 1246 code for a protein of 312 amino acids. NCBI's taxonomy places the organism in Eukaryota, Fungi, Mortierellomycota, Mortierellomycetes, Mortierellales, Mortierellaceae. Gene Ontology annotation, cellular component: nucleus. The transcript has 6 exons. Gene Ontology annotation, biological process: regulation of transcription by RNA polymerase II. The record is from RefSeq and is a predicted model, not a curated record.